UCGCUUCAGUGUAAGACGGACGAAUUUGAUGUUUUCGCUUGAUUUCUGUUGUCUUUCAUACUCUCACUCAGUCUUGCCUAGUGGUCUUCUCUAUUGAUGUUGCGGGUUUGAAGUUCUCACAGGGCAGUAUAGGGCCGAUAUGAAGUACUCACUACUUGCCCUCGUGGCAGCAACGGUUGGCGAGGGGCGCGUGUAUAUCCGACAAGAGCUGUUGAACGCUACAAGCGUAGCAAGUACUACGACCACCAGCAGCAGUCCUGCCACCGCCGCGAGUCUAAGCUUGCCUUCGGCGACAAAGGCCACAAACACGACGACCAGCAUCCGCUCGACAACAACAGCCCCUCCGAAGAGCGAAGCAGAGACGUGCUGUUACAUAUAUCCCCACGGAGUCGGGAUCAAUACAUGGUGGACCUCGAGUGUGGAUCUGACAGUUGCGACUGUAAUUACAACAUGGUUGCAGUACAACAACACGCUCGUUCCUGGCAACUCAACGACAAAAACAGUCAUCAACGCAACAGAAUUCUAUGGUGCACAUCACAUGCAGUCACUAGAAUACACCCUUUCUCCGAUCAGUGCGACAGCAACAACUACGGACUGGUUCUGUGGAGGUUUCUCGAAUGCGACAUGCACGUCGACGGUCCCGACCACGAUCACAAAAUUCGACUACUCGACGAUAUACUACAACACCACGAACAUUCUUUCCGGCGUGCCUAACACUCUUUUGCCAGCAAAUGCAGUUCUUUACGGCAAAACCUCGAUCGAUGUCACGACUGUCACGAGUUUUCCGGAUCAAUCGCUCACAAUCCAUGCUCCCACUCCGUACUUCCUCUUCUCUGCGAUCAAUCUCCACACCAGCAAACAAUGCAUGGCUACUUACGAAACUACGGACUAUACCUCUUACUCAGUGAUUACACCCAGCGGCGGGUUCGCGACUCAAGUCUCGAGCGUCUAUCCUACGGCAACCAUCACUGGCUUCAAUGGCGCCUGGCCAGUUAUCCCGGGCUCGUCGGGCGAUGUCUACAUCAACACAACCUUUGCGAAAUCCUUUCCAGACGGGGACUACAGCGACUUCAACUUCACCGACUGGGCCGAGGGAGUUGUGUUUGGGGUUCUGCCUGGACCAGUCGAUGCGUACAUGUUUCGACUGCCAGAGGAUUUCCCAGAAUUCCUCGCCGGGAUUCCGAAGAUCAAGAGCGAAUUUCCGGACAUCGCUUCAUGCACAAACUUUGGUGGAGACGGCGAGCCGACUGUACACGUCCCUGUCAACCAGCUCACCGAUACUAGCCAUGUCACGAUGACCAUGAACGGAGCAUUGAAGCCCUCAGCCGGAUCACCUAAGCCGGAACCAGAGAUUCAUACCACGACUGAUAAGGCACCGAACCCGGUCACUCAGAUUCCAGUCAUCGAGACGACAGCAGAUGAGCUGGACACUCCUGGACCUACCGAGACCCCAGUCGUCGCGAAGCCUGGCACUACACUCGAUAGGCCCCCGACUACCAUUGUCGCAGCGCCUACCGUCAUCAUCGCAAAGCCUGAGGACCAGCUGGCGACACCGACACGAGCAACAGCGAGUCCAAAGGCGCCUCAGCUUGGGAGGCCUGGCACUGCCUUGGAUACACCUAAUGCGCCUGCUCAACAGCCAACAACACAGAACAUCGGCGAUAUCAUUGCCAGUGUGAUUGGCAUGAAGCCUGCCGAGGAAGCCAAUAAACCAGAUGUAGUCACAGGAGACAACCCGGUCUUCACAUACGUUCCUGUCCCUCAACCGAAAAUCACGUUGGGCGACAAUGUGAUUACUGGAGACAGCAACACAAACUUCAUAGUCGGUGACCAAACGCUAAGUCCAGGAGGCCCGGCCGUGACUGAAGGUGGAAACACGAUCGAACUUCCUUCGCAAGCCACAGCAAUAGUCGUCAACGGAAAUCCUACGCCGAUUGCACAACCUCAAGCACCCGCGAAUGUGCCAGCGCCAGAGUGGACAUUUGGACCAAAUACGAUUACUGCCAACGCUGCCAAUGAGUUUGUGAUCGCUUCUCAGACCCUUACUCCUGGCGGCGAAGCUGUCACGAUAGCAGGAACGACCUUGAGCUUGGCCACUGGUGCUUCUGCAAUUGUGGUCAAUGGACAGACCUCAGAGCUUGUAGUCCCAGCCGGCGCGCCGGUGACCUUUGGCGGCGCAGUUGCAACUCCUGUUGCAGAUGGAGCUUACGUGCUUCCUGAUGGCGAGACGUUGAGUGAAGAUGGGCCCAGCGUUGUCGUUGCUGGAACUACGUAUUCGCUUGCCGACAGUGGAAGCUCCAUUGUGGUGAAUGGCGUAGCAUCGCCUUUGCCUACUGCUGGUGGCGUGGCUGUGGGAAGUGUGACGGAGCUGAUAUUGCCUGGAACGACGCUUCUGCCUGGGUCCGAAGUUGUUGUCUCUGGCACAACUUAUUCCCUUCCCGCGACUGGAGACGGCAUCUACAUUGAUGGGCAAUCUUCGACCUUGCAGGAGGCACAGCCGGGUUCUCCGAUCACGCUGCCGAACGGUGUUGUCGCUACACCAACUCUGGCCACGAAUAUCGUCAUCGGGAGCCAGACCCUUCAACCUGGAGGCCCAGCAGUCACGAUAUCCGAGACGACUUUCUCCAUCAGCGGAACUGAGAUCAUAGUUGCGGCAUUUGGGAGUACGGUGACAGCAGAUCUCGUGACGUCGGAUUCGUCAACCACAAAGACAGCUUCGAGGACAAGCUCGCGGUCCUCUUCAUCGACAGCGAAGCCUUCGGAGAGCAACAGAGCGCCAUCGGAAACAGCAAGCGCGCCAGAGCCAUCAAACACAGGCGGCGGCGCGAAGGCGAGUGCGCUACAACAUACCAGCGUGAUUGCACUUAUCGUGGCGUUGGCAUUUUGCUUGUUGUAGGCGAGCGGCGAAAUUUGGCGAAUGAAGAAAAGUUGUAAUGUAUUGAACGAAUGAAUAGACCAGAUAUGAAUUCUCAUGUAUGAUGAAUAUGUAGACUUACCU
Molecule: messenger RNA, 2998 nt
Organism: Cercospora beticola
Lineage: Eukaryota; Fungi; Ascomycota; Dothideomycetes; Mycosphaerellales; Mycosphaerellaceae
Source: RefSeq, a predicted model, not a curated record